Messenger RNA from Setaria italica (foxtail millet), 1126 nucleotides. Its product is annotated as LOB domain-containing protein 15. NCBI's taxonomy places the organism in Eukaryota, Viridiplantae, Streptophyta, Magnoliopsida, Poales, Poaceae. The transcript is spliced from 3 exons. The record is from RefSeq and is a predicted model, not a curated record. The coding region runs from base 143 to 880 and encodes 245 amino acids.
UGCCUUGCCUUUUAAGCACUCUUUCCUUCCAAACUUUACACAUCUAUACACCUCAUCUCCCUGUCCGUCGUCGUCUACCGAUCCCCCUUCCCUGUCAUCUCCCUCUCCCUCUCCCGAGCACAGGAGAGGAGAGCAUGCCUGGAUGUCCACGGAGAGGGAGAGACUCGAUGAGAUCGGCAAGAAGAUCAAGCGAGAGCCGGACACAGCCACCCUCGCCCUCGCCGCCGCCUCCGCCUCCACCGCACCGGCCGACAGCCGCGUCCCCCGCCGCGUCGGUCUCGGCCUCGGCGGCGCCCUCAACACCGUGACCCCCUGCGCCGCGUGCAAGCUCCUCCGCCGCCGCUGCGCGCAGGAGUGCCCCUUCGCCCCCUACUUCUCGCCGCACGAGCCCCACAAGUUCGCCGCCGUCCACAAGGUCUUCGGCGCCAGCAACGUCUCCAAGAUGCUCUUGGAGGUGGCGGAGGGGGAGAGGGCAGACGCGGCGAGCAGCCUGGUGUACGAGGCGAACCUCCGGCUGCGGGACCCGGUGUACGGCUGCAUGGGCGCCAUCUCCGUGCUGCAGCAGCAGGUGAACGCGCUGGAGGCCGAGCUGGAGGCGGUCAGGGCCGAGAUCCUCAAGCACAGGUACCAGCAGGCCGGCGCCGCUGGGGCCAGCCUCGUUGACGACGACACGCACGCUACGGGCAGCUUCGUGGCUCCUGCGCCGGCUCCGGUGCACGCGAGGGACGUGGUGUCGGUGGUGGAGACUGCUGGCCAAGGGGUCGCAGCCACCGCGCCGGGGAUGUCGGCAGUGUACGUUGCCGAAGCCGAGCAGCGGCCCUCAAGUAAUCACUAUGGCGCUCUUAAUAACCCAAGUGAGCAUGCUGCAUACUUUGGUUGACACAUGCAUGGAUUUAUUUAACAUUCUGGUGAGAUCACAACUAAACCGCUGGGAGAAUAAGCUGUGUGCGAAUUCAAUUUUAAUUUUAUAUAUACGGGUGUUCUAGAAGUAGAUCUUAUAGAUGUGGUUACAUUGGGUGACGAAAAAGUUCGUCCAGUGGAUUGUAUGUACCAUUAUUUUCUUGUAAGUGCCCAUAGGGAUUGUUGGUUGAUUAUUAGUUCAAUUAAAUAAUGCAUCUUGAACCUA